Aspergillus viridinutans is the source of this 690-nucleotide messenger RNA. RefSeq lists its product as uncharacterized. The transcript has 3 exons. Bases 1 to 690 code for a protein of 229 amino acids. Gene Ontology annotation, cellular component: membrane. Gene Ontology annotation, biological process: transmembrane transport. Gene Ontology annotation, molecular function: transmembrane transporter activity. NCBI's taxonomy places the organism in Eukaryota, Fungi, Ascomycota, Eurotiomycetes, Eurotiales, Aspergillaceae. The record is from RefSeq and is a predicted model, not a curated record.
AUGGACAAAUCCUCUACCACCCAUGUGGAGCCCCUUGACCUCCAGAAGUCUAACAAGGAGGACCAACUCGAAGACACCCCUCGCCAGUCGACAUCCUUCCUAACACAAGACGAAUACACCUUCGUCAUUGAUCGUAUCCACCGCGAUCGCGCGGAUGUUGUCGUCGAGCCCUUCAGUAUGCGCAAGUACCUGUUCGCCGGCCUAGACUUGAACAUCUGGGGCUUCGGCCUGGUAUACUACUGCACGACGACGACCGCGUGCGCCAUCGCCUACUUCCUCCCAUUGAUCUAUCAAGACGGCAUGGGUCUCUCGCAAGGGGCGUCGCUUUGUCUGUUUGCGCCGCCGUACGCGGCCGCGGGGAUGGUGAUGUAUGCGACUUCUUGGGCGGGGGAUAAGUAUCGGGCGAGGGGACCAGUUAUCGUGUUCAAUGCAAUGCUGACGUUGAUUGGAUUGCCCCUUCUGGUUGUGGGCUUCGCGAAGAGUAACGGGCCGACACUCGUGGGGUGUUUCUUUACCACCAUUGGGGCGAAUUCGAAUGUUCCCGCCGCGAUGGCGUACCAGGUGUGUGUCUUUUGUCUUUCUGCUCGGAGGAAUGUCACUCAUGAUGGAAGGCGAAUAAUGUUCGCGGGCAGUGGAAACGCCCCAUCUGCAGCGCAAUCUUUGUUGGUUUGGGUGCCUGUGGGUGAAUGA